AGUCCACACACACCAUAUCCAAAAAAAAUCUCAGUGUAUAAACGCAGCUCUUAUCCUACACCCGAACUUCGCCGCCUAAAAUGCGCACCCCUCUGAGGCGGCCACCAUGCCUUCCUCUCCAAUCUCCCUGGCCAAACUCCCAAUUCUCUACUUCUCCCACUUCCACUUCUUACUCUUCUUGUUGUUCAUUUCUCUUCAGUCUCAGACCCGGGCGCCUCCACUUCCUAAAGCCAUGCUCUUCCCUUAAAGAAACAAAGAAGCAAAAAACCCUCCAAAAUGCUCCCAACAACAAGGCCCCAAAGAGCCUCACAAGGCUUCUAAAUCUGAACCCAAAAGGUGAUGAUGAUGAUGAAAGUGGUGGUGAUGAGGGAGGUGGUUUGGGAGGUGAGAGUGCUGUUAAAGGUACAAUCUUGGCUGGUCUAUUGCUCGUGGGUGUUAUUGGUGGGUUUGGAGGUGUUGGAUACUUUUACAAGGACCAGAUCAAUGCCUUCUUGACGCAGUUUUCAGGCUUCAUUGAAGGUUAUGGACCAGCUGGAUAUGCUUUAUUUAUAGCUGUUUAUGCUGGAUUAGAAAUUCUUGCAAUACCAGCUAUCCCCUUGACCAUGUCAGCUGGUCUCCUAUUUGGUACUAUUACUGGCACUAUAAUUGUCUCAAUUAGUGGAACAGUGGCUGCAAGUGUUGCAUUUUUAAUAGCCAGAUAUUUUGCCCGUGAUCGUAUUCUUAAACUGGUGGAAGGAAACAAGAAAUUUCUUGCGAUUGACAAGGCAAUUGGAGAAAAUGGUUUUAGAGUUGUUACACUUCUCCGUUUAAGCCCUUUGCUUCCUUUUUCUCUUGGAAAUUAUUUGUAUGGGCUUACAUCGGUGGAGUUUGUUCCAUACGUCUUGGGAAGUUGGCUUGGAAUGCUUCCAGGAACAUGGGCUUACGUUAGUGCUGGUGCAUUUGGGAGAGCAAUAAUUCAAGAAGAAUCUGAUGUGGGUUUACCCGGAGGAAAUGGACAGCUAAUUACACUUGGGCUAGGACUAUUGGCAACAGCGCUGGCUGCAGCUUAUGUUACAAAACUAGCCAAGGAUGCUGUUAAAGAUAUUGAGUAGCUAGACAGCGGCCAAUGGUUACGACCGAAAUGAGCCAAGAAAACGACCGUUUAGAUUGUACAAUACAGAGAGGUGUUACUUCAUGUAAAUUUAAAUGUGUUGACAAAAUGUAAUUGGAAACGUCAAAUUUUUGAAUAGUAUCAUAGUUGAUACAUUGCACACAUAAAUAAGCAUGAUUCUACUCUCUUUUGCUCUCUCUA
Rhododendron vialii is the source of this 1291-nucleotide messenger RNA. RefSeq lists its product as uncharacterized. The coding region runs from base 81 to 1091 and encodes 336 amino acids. The transcript is spliced from 7 exons. The record is from RefSeq and is a predicted model, not a curated record. Lineage: Eukaryota; Viridiplantae; Streptophyta; Magnoliopsida; Ericales; Ericaceae.